Chrysoperla carnea is the source of this 945-nucleotide messenger RNA. RefSeq lists its product as uncharacterized. The record is from RefSeq and is a predicted model, not a curated record. The transcript is spliced from 2 exons. Lineage: Eukaryota; Metazoa; Arthropoda; Insecta; Neuroptera; Chrysopidae. The coding region runs from base 148 to 915 and encodes 255 amino acids.
GUAAAUACAACAAUUUAAUUUAUAUAUUGAUGAAGAUGUGUACCUUCUGCAUUAUCAGGAGGUUGUAAAUAUUCUAUAUGUGAUAGUUCAAUUCAGUUCUUGAACAGAUACCAUAUUAACAACAUCACGCGAAUCUAGGAAGCAAAAAUGAAGAUUAAGAAACAAUUAAUACAUGCAAUUACAAUCCUAUUUAUGAUAACUGUGAUUGGAAUAAAUAGUGCUGCAGUUAAAUAUGAUCAACGACAAGAAGGACAAGUAAAUGUUCGUGCUGAUUUAGAAAAUUUUGUUGUAUUAAUAAUACCAACAUCGACCGGAUCUGGUCUUAGUUUAUUUGAUUUAUUAACUCGAAUGAUACCACAUAAAGGUGAUUCGAAAAAGAGCAAAAAUCAUGAUGAUAUUGAAAAAUCAAUUGAAUCUGAUGAAGAAUUAAAACAUUUUAUUGAAUCAAAAUCAGCGGCACCAUAUCGUGUAGAUAUAUCACGAACUCGAAGUCAUUUGGCUAAAUUACAUCCCGAAUUAUUGCCAGUGAAUGAGGAAAUACUAAUAUCACCAACAAUUCAAGUUAAGAAACUGGAAAAUGCUACCGAAGAAAAUGAAACUCCAAGUGUACGAAGAUUUCGAAAAGCAAUAGUUCAAGUACCUGAUGAAUUAUAUAUAACUGGAGAAAUUAAAGGUGAAAAAUUUGAGAAACAACCGAUUCCUAUUAGUGAAUUAAAUAUUGAUCAAGAAGCACAAACUUUAGCGAUGGAAACGGAUUUAAUUAUUGAAGAUAGUAACCAAUCAGGUCCUGCAUUUAAUGAAAAACAAGCAAAAGAUGAACCAGAACAACUAAUUUUACUUGGUGCUUUAGAACAGUGUGGUCCAGGACGUAGACGAGAUGAUCACGGAGUCUGUAAAUUUAUUAAUGAUAAUUAAAAUUUAUUUAUAAAUUAAUUAUUAUCAAUA